AUAUGCAGACGGUCGAGGCGGCCGGCCACUUGCUCUGCUCCCUGGGCACCUUUCAACAGGCGGCUGUGCUUUCCGCCUGUGAAGAAUGAAGCCGAGAUUCGUCAGCUGACGCAGGGCGGGCCUGUCGCUCGAGGAAGUCUCCCUGAGGCCAACCGACAGCCUCGCUGCUGCCUGCCGGGUCUGGGCUGCUUCUCCUUUCGCUCCUCGAAGCCUGGCGGGGGACCUGCAGAGCGUCGUGGUCCCACGGCAGCCACGAUGGAGGCGUUCAGCUCCCGCAACUUGGCCAUGCAGGCCGAGAAGAAGAUCCUCAGCCGGAUGGCCAGCAAGUCCAUGGCCAAUAUGUUCAUUGACGACACCAGCAGCGAGAUCCUGGACGAGCUCUACCGGAUCUCCAAGGAGUACACGCAGAACCGGACCGAGUCCCAGAAGGUCAUCAAGAACCUCAUCAAGGUGGCGGUCAAGAUCUCCGUCCUGUACCGCAACAACCGCUUCAGCCCCGAGGAGCUGGGCCUGGCGGAGGAGUUCAAGAGGAAGCUGCACCAAGGAGCCAUGACGGCCAUCAGCUUCCACGAGGUGGAGUUCACCUUCGAGAAGGCCGUCCUGGCUGAGCUGCUGAGGGAUUGCCGUGACCUGCUGCUCCGGCUGGUCGAGAAGCACCUGACGCCCAAGUCUCACGGCCGCAUCCGGCACGUCUUCGACCACUUCGCCGACACGGAGCUCCUGGCCAAGCUCUACAGCCCCGGGGAACCCUACCAGUCGCGGCUGAAGAAGAUCUGCGAGGGGAUGAACCGUCUCAUCGACGAGGGGAAGUUGUGAAACCCACCGAGGAGGAGGAGGAGG
Molecule: messenger RNA, 840 nt
Organism: Lacerta agilis (Sand lizard)
Lineage: Eukaryota; Metazoa; Chordata; Lepidosauria; Squamata; Lacertidae
Gene: TNFAIP8L2
Product: TNF alpha induced protein 8 like 2
Exons: 2
Coding region: 256-816 (186 amino acids)
Biological process (GO): negative regulation of inflammatory response; regulation of apoptotic process; negative regulation of T cell activation
Cellular component (GO): cytoplasm
Source: RefSeq, a predicted model, not a curated record